CUUAAGCUCAAGAGUUUGGCAUCCGAAUCGUGUCGGCUCAAUCGGUCCGAUGGCGCCUAGGCACACGAAGCUGUACGAUGUCAUGGGUGUGGCCCCGAAUGUCACGCAAGAGGAACUGAAGAAGGCGUACCGCCGCAAGGCUCUUCAGUUGCAUCCCGACAAGCGCGGCAACACGCCGGAAGCACAGGAGGAGUUCACCAUCAUGAAGUCCGCGUACGACAUCUUGAGCGACCCGAAGCAACGUGACAUCUACGACAUGAUGGGCGAAGACGGCGUGAAGCUCGUCCAUCAGUACGGUGACUUGCGCCCCGACGAGCUCCUUGUGGCAAUGCUGAACUCGCUCGCUCAGUCGGGGCCGUUGGGCAAGUGCAUCAUCUUUUCGUUCGUCGCCGUGUUCGUCGGGUUCUUCAUCCUCAUUCCCCUGUUCGUGUGUUUAAAGGUCGACCAGGACAUCGGGUGGUCGUGGUUGACCGUGUUCACGCCCAUGUGGAUCCUCGAUGGGAUCUUCUUGUGCUGCGUCGGAUGCUCAAUCUUUGAACAAGACCCUGACAUCCACCAAGACACUGAGCACCGCCCGUCACCGUUCGUGCGCAUCGUCCUCAAGCUUUUGCUCCUGCUCAAGGGCCUUGCCUUCGUUGGCUUCCAGCUCCUUGUCGCUAUGAAGCUCCAAGGCGGCAUUCCCAACAUCGACGUGCCCAUCGUGUUUGCACCGUAUUUUGUCCUGGAAGGAUUCUACCUCGUCGAGAAGAUCAUUGCGGGCAUCCUGUCGUAUUCAGCGUUUGCCGCGGCGACGGCGGCCGGUCCGUCUGUCGGUACAGGCCAGUCUCGUGCGACUUUGGUGCUGGAAAUCGUCAACUCGUGGGUCAUGAGUGUGCUGCGCCUCGCGUUUGGUGUCCUCGUAGCAUUCAAGUUGGACGAUGCCCUGGACAUUUCGUGGUGGGUCGCCUUCGUUCCCGUGUGGAUUUACACCGCCACGCUCGUCGUCCCGCAUGUGUUGGCCUACGUGCGCCACAAAAAGACGGCGCCAUCUACCAACAGCGCCGACGAUACUUCGGCAGGUCCUUCCCUCGGUGGCCUCUUGUGCUUGAUCGUUGGCACAUUGGUAUUCAUGUCGCCCUUCUUCAUCCUGGCCUACCGGUUGCAAUCGGGCGACUUUUCGUCCUUUUACGUGCUCUUGCCGUGGCUCAUCGUGGUCGGACUCGUCCUCCUGCCGUGGAUCCUCAUGGUGUUCUGCGGGCUCCUCUCGUGCUUUUGCCAGUGCUGUUGUAGCCAUCGUAGCCACGACGGCGGCGAAGAAACCAGCGACAAGGCCACCCCAAAGGCCAACCACGCCCCCACGAACCACGUCGUGUAGUAGUGUCGUGGCCUCCGACUGCGGCCGGAUAUCUUCAUCAUGGCACUGUCCUGGCCCAUGGUCACCCCUACCAUGCGUGCAAACAUCCCGACAUGAGAGUUCAAAUACGCUUUUAUAAGUUGAAUAUGGACGGCCGAUUCCUAGACCGUAGUUAUGGCGCUGCUUGGACCAGAGACAGCCGCGGCGACGGCGCCGUCAAUCGCUGCUGUG
This is a messenger RNA of Aphanomyces invadans, 1564 nucleotides long. RefSeq lists its product as hypothetical. NCBI's taxonomy places the organism in Eukaryota, Oomycota, Saprolegniomycetes, Saprolegniales, Verrucalvaceae. The record is from RefSeq and is a predicted model, not a curated record. The coding region runs from base 50 to 1354 and encodes 434 amino acids. The transcript has 6 exons.